This is a messenger RNA of Triticum urartu, 2796 nucleotides long. Lineage: Eukaryota; Viridiplantae; Streptophyta; Magnoliopsida; Poales; Poaceae. The record is from RefSeq and is a predicted model, not a curated record.
ACGAUGCUUAGGGUUGAUGCCGCCCGCUCCUGCGAGGAGUUGCUGCUGGAGCUACUCGGACAGGCUUCGCUGUACAGCAACUGAUAUGUCCCUAGCAAUUAUGUCUCAAGUCCUGCCAAGUGCCAAUGGUGUUCUAGCUAGUUAUACAUUUAUGAUGUCCCCAAAGGUUGGUAGUUCAGGAAGCCUGGAGAAAAAUAUGGUUCUGCCUUUUAUCAAGGAUAUCCAAAAGUUUAUAUGUACCAAAACACCGGCUUUACCAGAAACUUCUUUUGAGUUGCUUAGAGAAGUGAUCCCAGAUUUCGCAUCUAUGGUCCCACCGUCCCCAGUGCAGCAGGGUGGCAAGAACAAUGGCAAUGACCAGUCGUUCUGCAGCAUCAGCCCUGAUCAUGUAAACACAGAGAGGCAUGGGUGCCAUACAGAUAGUUCUGAUUUUCAGCGACAGAAGGAUCCUAUGGAGCGAACUCCAGAUUUGCAUGAACCAUCUAGGCUGUACAAUAGGUGUUACGAUCGCCCUCAAGAAGAUACCAUUGGUGUCAGUGUCAGGUCCGCACAAACGAGUCCAAGUAAAGAUAGUAGAAAAAUGUCCAUUACAACUGAGCCUGCUUCAGCUAGCUGCAGUGCUGCUUUGCUCCGAAGUAAUACUGAACUUAUGUCAAAGCAGGAUGCGGUGGAGACUACCAUGUCCCAAGAAAAGAGUCCUACUACCAUUCUUCAGCAAGAAUCCUGUGGAGACAAGUACAGAAAUCCAUGCCACGAUAAUGAUGGAGAGAGACCACAUGGUGAUGACACCAACAUUCAUUUAUCAAAGAAUCUCAGUCAUGAAGGAUUGACCAUGCAGGCUAUGGUGGCUCCAGAUUCUGACAGAACUAAUGCUUUAUGGACAAAUACAUUUGAAACGAAUCACUUGCCUGAGUUUGUUGCUGCAGAUGUUACAGGCGUGAUGACAGAAUUACAUGGCAGAAAAACCCAAAGGAAUUCACUGCAACAUGACAGUGGCGAGACAGCAGUUCAAGUUCUGGAUGAGGGUAGUGCCAGGAUUCAGCUAGUGGAAAAGGGUCCUGGUCAUAAUGAACUGAAUCUGCAAACUGCUGGUGUUGUACCUUCUGUAAGCUGCAACAGGGCUGUUCAAGGAGAUAAAUCUGAAACCAACCUUCAACAAGAGAAUGCUACAGGGCAUUCUAAAAUAUUUGAGAAGAAUGGCGUUAAGGCUCAUCUCGAGGUCAGUUGUGCUGACAAAGCUAAUCCAGCACUACUUGAUGAUGUCAACAUCUUGGAAAAUAAUACAUCCGGUGGUAGGCAGACUGCUCUAGAUUCUCCUUGCUGCAAUGUGCCGUCCUCUAGUCAGGAUAAAGAUGCCAAUGGUUCCAUCAAGGGCCUUACGGAGCAAGAUUUGUGCAUAAAAUGUGGUAAAGAUGGACAGUUGCUGAAAUGUAGCAGCUGCUCAUUAGCCGCCCAUGAUGGCUGUUUUGGUUCACCAGUGACUUUUGAUGCUUCUGGCCAGUUUCAUUGCCCUGUAUGCUUCUAUACUAAAGCUACCGAAGCAUAUCAAAAGGCUAAAAAAGCAUAUUUGGAAGCUAGGAAGAACCUAUCUGCUUUCCUUGGCACAAAGCAAUUCCCAAAGCUAGAUGAACAAUCUACUGGAAAACAACAAAUAGCUACCAACAGCAAGGAUCACUUGAAUGAGUGUAAUACAUCCAAAAGGCAAGGUAACCAUCAAUCUGAAGCGGAUAAUCUUUCUCAUAUGGAUGAAGAACCUAGUCUGCAGAGGAAUAAGCAGAGAACAAAUGAUACAAGUGUUGCGUGUCCUGAGGAUCAGUUGAAUGGGUGUAAUACAUCCGAAAGGCAAGGUAACCAUCAGUCUGAAGCUGACAACCUUUCUCAUAAGGAUGAAGAACCUGGUGAGCAGAGGAAGAAGCAGAAAACAAAUGAUACAAGUGAUGCAUGUCCUGAGGAGGAUCAGUUGAAUGGGUGUAAUACUUCCAAAAGGCAAGGUAACAAUAAGUCUAAUGCAUAUAACCUUUCUCAUAAGGAUUUAGAACCUGGUCAGCAGAGGAAGAAGCAGAAGACAAAUGCGACAAGUGAUGCUUGUUGUGAGGAGGUAAUCACUGAAAAGGCAUCUUUUGGUCUGAAUUCUAAUAUUGCACCAAAUAAAGAUUCUGUACUCCAAAAUAAAAGAAAACAAGUUCAUGUUACAGAGCAUGAGCAGUCUGUGGAAAAUGCAGAAGCCCAUGAAGAUGGUAACGGCAAUUCAUUUUGUGAACCGCAACAUUCAUCUCAGAACAGAUGUAGUCCUGUUGUCAGUCAGAAUGUUGAGGCUGAUAAACAUGUCAGUCUUACAACUUCUCAUGAGUGUGAAAGUUCCGAUGAAAUAGAAGCUACGUCUUCAAAUGAUUCUGGCAAGCAGUUGUCACCCCUUUGGCGAAACAUGAGACACCACAAAGCAAAAUUUCAAGAAAAGGAGACUGUAGUAUCAAAAAAUUCUAAAAAGGCAUUGGGAUGCCAGGAUCAGCACAUGCCUUCACCAUCAAGAAAACGGAAGUAUGCACCACCCAAGCGUUACUGUAAUCCUGUUGCACCAGCUGGAAGGCGCUCAAAGCUCUGUUGGACAGAAGAAGAAGAGCAAGCUUUGAGGGAUGCAAUGUUAAAAUUCACCCCAAAGGACGAUGAGCUGAUUCCAUGGAUUCAGAUAUUAGAAUAUGGUAGGAAUGUGUUUCACAAGGCACGCCUCCCGAGUGAUCUGAGAGUCAAAUGGAGGAAUAUGAAGAAGAAAUCAGAAUCCUAGUAUUGACUGGCCAU